This is a messenger RNA of Cucumis melo (muskmelon), 2243 nucleotides long. RefSeq lists its product as uncharacterized. The coding region runs from base 630 to 1997 and encodes 455 amino acids. The transcript is spliced from 6 exons. Gene Ontology annotation, biological process: protein transport. Lineage: Eukaryota; Viridiplantae; Streptophyta; Magnoliopsida; Cucurbitales; Cucurbitaceae. The record is from RefSeq and is a predicted model, not a curated record.
UUUUAUUUUAGUUGGAAAUGCCACCCUCCGACGUGGCACCUCCCUUUUCUUCUUCUUCUUUUUCUUCUUCUUCUUCUUCUUCCUCACAGCUGGGAUCAUCCAUUACCUUUUUAUCGGACUUCUUCUUCUUCUUCUUCUUCUUCUUCAUUCACAUUUCUUCUUUUCUUUUACUGUUUUCUCAUUUGGGGGUUUCUUUUUUGUCCCUUUUUUUGGGGAUACUUUUUGUUUUUGUCGUUAAGCUUCUCUGUUUUCUCUUGCUCUGUCGUUUCUGUGUUUCGUUUAUGUUAUUCCAUUUGGUUGAUUAUUCAUCGUCCUUUUUUAUUAUUUCUUGAAGAUCCUUCUAUGGUGGAUGUGGGACUGUUCUAUUUUCAUUCCUUCUUAUAACUGUCCUUCAUUCGGGGUUGUUCUUUCUUGGCGUCUGGUUUGUUUUUUUGAUCUUUAGUUUCUUGUGCUUAUGGGUUUCUUGGUUUUAGAUUCUUAGUACAUUUUUACCGAUUUCAAUUUGGGAAAUUCUUGUUUGCCUUUGUUGUUGGGGAUUUUGGAUUCCCCAUUUCCCUGAUUCUUCGGUUUUCUUCCUUAUUUUAACCCCCUAAAAUUCCGUUUCCUGUCAAUUUUGCUUUGCGAUCACAAUGUUCGACAUGUUCUUGAAGCCUAAGUUCUAUACAAAAUGCAAAUCUUGCGUAAAGAUGACGAAGACGCGAUUGGAUACAAUUCGGAAGAAGAAGAAUGCGGUUCUCAAGUAUUUGAAGAACGACAUAGUUGAACUUCUCAAGAGUCGUCUUGAUUACAAUGCUUUCAACAGGGCUGAAGGGUUUCUUGUUGAGCGAAAUGUCUUGAGAUGUUAUGAACUGAUUGAUGAGUUUUGUGGCACAAUCUCCAAUCAAAUUCCUGUCCUAAAUAAGGAGAGUGAAUGUCCAGAUGAAUGCAAAGAAGCGGUCGCAACGUUAAUUUACGCCGCAGCGAGAUUCGCUGACUUGCCUGAAUUGCGAGAGCUUCGAAAUCUCUUUACUGAGAAAUAUGGAAGUUCCUUCGGCUCAUUUACUAAUAAAGAGUUUAUCGAAAAGUCGAGGGCAACAACUCAAACUAAAGAGAUGAAGAUUCAGCUGCUCCAAGAGAUAGCACAGGAAACAGCCAUCGAUUGGAAUUCCAAGGCUCUUGAACAGCAGCUGUAUACUCCUCCUCCCCAAAACGAACUUGAUGGUGAACGGAGUGGAGCCACCAAAAGAAACAAAACAAAGGUUGUUUCCGUUCCAGUGUAUGAAAGAAAGGCAAACUCACCGAGAAACAAGAACAAUAGUGAUAAUGAAUCCAUCUUUGAUAGUAGAAGUGAAGGCAACACAACCGAAACCUCGACAGGAGAUAGUACCGAUCAAGAUAUUCAUAAAGGCGUUUCGGAGGAUGAAGUAGAAGAUCAAAAACCCUUCAACCAUAGAUUUGUCCAACCUCCCUACCUUAAAACAAAACCUAUUAAAACAGAAGCAAAUGAAAAGGAACCUCGAAAAGUAACUAUCGAAAACGAUGAAAGUAAUAAUCCAAAAUCACCCACAGAAGAGAAGCCGAAACCGAGGUCCGUGAGGAGAAGAAAUGUGAAACCACAGCCUGCAAGAGACAUCAACAUUGACGACGUUGGGAGUUCCACAAUCGAUGUAACAACAAAAAUUAGCUCAAGUCGAAACAAAGGUAAAGAAACCAUGAUAGGGGAAGAGAAAGGUGCAAGGGAUGAUGAAGAAAGGGUAUUAGAUGGGCUUUUAAUGCAAUAUAGUAAGAAGAAAACAAAUCAAGAAUCAAAAAGUAGAGGAAAAAGCAACCUUAAACCACAAAGACAGCAAGAGAAAGACAAUAUUGAACAUCAAAGGCCCACAACCAGAGCAGUGUCACUUCCCACAGACCAAAAUGAGUCAACAAAAAAGCAUACCAGAACAAAUUCCUUUGUUCAUCCUAAGCUCCCAGAAUACGACCAACUCGCAGCUCGGAUUGCAGCACUGAAAGAGAAGUAAAAGACAUCGAUCCGUUACGUCGUCAUGUUAAAAAGGCUCCAUGUAUUCUAUAUGGUAAAAAGAAGAUACUUUACUUGGAAACUAGACCAAUUGCACACUUGCAAUUCUAUAGGAAAAUUCUAAUCCUUUCUGACAACGUACUCUGCUAAAGGUUUGGAGUAUUAUCUUAAUACUUUGAUAUAUCAUAUCAUAUCAUAUAUAUUGUGUAGCUCUUAAGAGUAUAUAAAUUCACGUUGAAGUGUGAUA